This is a messenger RNA of Coregonus clupeaformis (lake whitefish), 2006 nucleotides long. Its product is annotated as visinin-like. The transcript is spliced from 4 exons. Gene Ontology annotation, molecular function: calcium ion binding. Lineage: Eukaryota; Metazoa; Chordata; Actinopteri; Salmoniformes; Salmonidae. The coding region runs from base 312 to 893 and encodes 193 amino acids. The record is from RefSeq and is a predicted model, not a curated record.
AUGGAAUGGUGGAGAAAGAAAAAUAAGCAGAUUAGAAGUUCGUUUGGGGCUCAGCGCCUUAACAAUCCUGUAUAAUUCACUUAGCCGAGCCAGCAGGUGUAGCAGGACCCCACUUUUCUCAGUCCGCUGACCAUAUGAAUAUCACUUUUAUCUUGACUCGUCUUCUCUGAGUCACUCACACAGAGUUGCUUUUCGAGGGAUAUCGUACAUUGUCGGGACGUACAAAAAAAACACAUCACAGUCCGUGUUGAUAUACAUUUGCCCUUUAAAAGACACAACAGAGAACUAUUUAUUUAACCUGAAAACAUAACAUGGGGAACGCCAAGAGCAGCGCCGUCUCCAAGGAGAUCCUGGAAGACCUGAAGCUCAGCACCAAGUUCACUGAGACGGAGAUCACCCAGUGGUACGAGAGCUUCCAGAAGUCGUGUCCCUCUGGACGUAUCACGCCCAUGGAGUUCGAGGUCAUCUACAGCCGUUUCUUCCCCGAGAGCAACGCCCAGACGUACGCGCAGCACGUCUUCCGCUCCUUCGACACCAACGAUGACGGCACGCUGGACUUCAAGGAGUACAUAAUUGCGCUGCACCUGACGUCCACGGGGAAGACCAACCGGAAGCUGGAGUGGGCCUUCUCGCUGUUCGACGUGGACAAGAACGGAUACAUCACCAAGUCGGAAGUGACCGAUAUCUGCAGCGCUAUUUUCAAGCUAAUUCCCAAGGAUGAACAGGCUGAGCUGCCCGAUGACGAGAACACACCGGAGAAGAGGGCCAACAAACUCUGGACAUUCUUUGAGAAAAAAGACAAUGAGCGAGUUGCAGAAGGAGAGUUCAUCAAGGGUGUGAUGGACAAUGAGGAUGCGCUUCGCCUCAUUCAAUACGAACCUGCCAACAAGUAACCCCUGCUAAUAAGGUCCUAUUGUACUUACAUUUUCGUCAUUUAGCAGACGCUCUUAUCCAGAGCGUCUUACAGUAGUGACUGUAUACAUUUUCAUACUGCUCCCCCGUGGGAAUUGAACCCACAACCCUGGCGUUGCAAGCGCCAUGCUCUACCAAUUGAGCUACACCGGACAUUACUUUAUACUAUAUACUGGUAUUGCACAAAUUCUAUAUAUUUUUGGGACUUGAUAUUUAGCUUCAGAAUGUUUUGAGAAAGGCUAAAGAGUAUUGAGAGCUGGUAGGAGGGGUUUAGAAAAUGAAAGCAAGUAUUGAGUAAUCUGUUGAUAAUACUUCAUACUCAUUAGCUAAUCAUUCGUAAAAUAUUUUGAAAUGUGUACCAAUAAAGCAGCAAUAAUAACAAAGGUAGUGCAAUCUUAGGAUAAUGUUUUAGGACCUUUUAGAGAUUGUGUUUAAAAUUGAACCUGUGUUGUAAAGACAUGGAUGUUGAUACCGACAGACAAAAUCUAAAAUAAAGGUCAAGGGCUAAAUACUGUAGACUCACAGAAUGCCAACUACGAUACAAGUCUUUAUGACAUUUACCUCUCCUCUUUUCGAAGUAGAAAGAAACUUGGUAAAAUUUGUUGAAACUACUUCACUCAGAGUUUGUCCCUGUUAUUGAAAGAUAAGGAUUGUGCGUUUCAAUUCGUUUCUUUGUCUUAAUAUUAUCCUCUGAAAAUGAUAGACACAAACUUUAUAGAAGUGCAAACGCUUGGACUGAAAUUAUUGCUGAACUAGUGUUUACUCUGUCUGUUGAGCACAGUUCUAGCAGCAUUUGAAGUCUCACUCAUUUAAUACACACACCUUUUAUUUUGAUAAGAUACUGACUUUAUGAAAGAGUUGUCAUAAACUUUAGAUUACAUUAGCUUCAAGCCUCAUUAGAUAACAAUGGCCCUUUAAUAGUUCUUAGAGAGCUGAGGUGUGUGGCAAGGCAAAAUCAAAUCUGUCUAUCAGAUUAUUUGUGUUUGUUUUUAAUUAUUUGUGUUAUUUCUGUUUCCCCCCUCUGUUUUUGUAAACAAUUUGUUUUGCUGUUUUGAUUCAAAAGUAUUAUUGUGAAAUAAAGCAUUUCAAAAUGU